AUGUCUGACGCUGGCCGCAAGCCUCUCUCUGACCGUGUUGGCGAGACCAUCACUCCCAACUCUAACAAGUCCUAUGCCGAAAAAGCCAAAGAGUCUGCCACCGGGACUGUGGACAACAUUGCCGGCAUGGUUCAGCCAGGUGACAGCAAAUCCACCAGCCAAAAGCUCGCUGAUGAGUCUUCCUCCAAGGCUGGUUCGGCCCAGGACACAGUCUCCAACUUGACCCAGAAAGCCUCCUCUACUGCUGGCUCGACCUUUGAGAGCGUGCAAACCAAGGCUGCCGAUUUGGGUAACCAGGCCAGUGACAACACUGGGGAUGCCCAGAAGAACAUCCAAGAGACUGCGUCCAACAUUACUCAAAAGGCCCAAGAGGAAGCUGGGGUUGCCCAAGACACUGGAAAGUCCUAUCUCGGACAAGCUCAAGAAUUGGCUGCGAACGCCUUGAACAGUGCCAGUAAGGUUGCAUCUGAUCUCGCCAAUACCAUCUCUGGUGAGAAGAAGUAA
Molecule: messenger RNA, 504 nt
Organism: Exophiala spinifera
Lineage: Eukaryota; Fungi; Ascomycota; Eurotiomycetes; Chaetothyriales; Herpotrichiellaceae
Exons: 4
Coding region: 1-504 (167 amino acids)
Source: RefSeq, a predicted model, not a curated record